ACACGCACACGGAUCAGACUGGAACACGACAGCCAGCUCCACUCACAUCCUCCGAGCUGUCACACAGGAGGAAGAGCAGCGUGCGUGUCCAGGAUCCUGCGGGAGUUUCACCGCAGAUCUUCACGCACAUCUUCACGCGGAGGGAUUUACUGGGUACACACAACACGUCUUUAAAACGCCGCUGAUGUUGCAACACAACGGAUGACAGCGGGGUGGGUAGAGAUGGGAGAGGGUCUGGGGCCUCUCUCCCCCGUAGGAUGGUAGCCGACAGCACAGUGGAAGGCCACGACAAGACUCAUUUGUCAAGCUCAUCGUCGGCGUCGUCCUCCUCCUCCUCCUCCUCUUCCUCAUCUACCUCAUCUUCAUCAUCAUCCUUCUCCUCCUCGUCCUCCUUGUCUUCGUCAUCCUCACUUCGCACAGAGGCAGAGCAGCUUCAGCAACAGGCCGCUCCGGAGCCCGUCCCCAAACCGGUGUCCGUCCCCUCUGCGUAUCUGACCCACUUCCGGACCUUCUCCUGCAAGGAGGACUGCAAGAUCAUCACAGAGACCGCCGCCAAGCUCGAGCGCAGCGGCUUCUACUGGGGCCCGCUGGGAGUGGAGGACGCCCACCGCAUGCUGAGGGACGCGCCGCUGGGCAGCUUCCUCAUCCGGGACAGUCGGCAGAAGGACGUCUUCUUCACUCUGUCCUACCACGCCAAGAGCGCGCCGGUCAGCGUGCGCAUCACCUACAAGCAGAAGAAGUUCUCCCUGGCAGGCAACGAGCGCUCGUUCCCGACGCUCUUCGCCCUGUUGGAGUAUUACAUCACCUCCCCCAAGAAGAGCCUGAGCAUCCCGUACAGGAAAUGGGAGCCAACUUUGCAGGAACUGUGCAGGAAGCGCAUCAUGCAGCUGUGCGAUGGGGGAAGUCUGGUGCCAGAGCUGCCAGUCACUCAUGUGGUCCAGGACUUCCUGUUGGAGUUCCCUUUCAAACUAUGAGCAGCUUGUCGUGGAACAUUGUCACUGUACUGUUUUUAAUCUCAAAACGGAUGAUUUUACCGAGCAGCAGUAAACUG
This is a messenger RNA of Limanda limanda (common dab), 1051 nucleotides long. It is a transcript of the gene socs1a, whose product is annotated as suppressor of cytokine signaling 1a. The coding region runs from base 258 to 974 and encodes 238 amino acids. The transcript is spliced from 2 exons. Gene Ontology annotation, biological process: phosphatidylinositol phosphate biosynthetic process; intracellular signal transduction. NCBI's taxonomy places the organism in Eukaryota, Metazoa, Chordata, Actinopteri, Pleuronectiformes, Pleuronectidae. Gene Ontology annotation, cellular component: phosphatidylinositol 3-kinase complex. The record is from RefSeq and is a predicted model, not a curated record. Gene Ontology annotation, molecular function: 1-phosphatidylinositol-3-kinase regulator activity.